Messenger RNA from Drosophila suzukii, 2805 nucleotides. Its product is annotated as armadillo repeat-containing protein 2. Lineage: Eukaryota; Metazoa; Arthropoda; Insecta; Diptera; Drosophilidae. Gene Ontology annotation, molecular function: protein binding. The record is from RefSeq and is a predicted model, not a curated record. Gene Ontology annotation, biological process: cilium organization.
AGUCCGUUCAGAACUAUUGGUUGCGUUGGUUCAGAGCUGCGUAGUUUUCAUAUUUUUUUUCGUUUAAAACUAGAACAUACGACUAUUGACCAUUAGUAAGCUUCAAAAUGAGCUUGCUUUUGAGGCGACGUUCGCGCAGCGAGACGCGUCCUCAGGAGAUUCCGGCGGAUAGGGCCAAGCAGCCGGAAUCGCAGAAACCAGACAGGCAGUUGCAGCAGCAGCAGGCGAGGCACCACCACCAGAUGCGCCACCAUCCACAUGCCAGCGAUCAGAAUCUGAACAAACUGGGACUGGCUUCCAGUGGCUCCAGUGGAAUGGGCAGGCGCAAGACAUCGGCGGAACUGAUUAGCGAGGCCAAGAUGUUCCUGGGCGAGUCGGUGGGCGCGGUUCCUUUGAUGGCCACCGGCGGUGCCCGUUUGGUCAGCACCCGACGACCAAUCACGCCACGCGAAUCCGGAAGGGUUUUGUAUGGCAAAGUUGCCCUGGCUGGCAGGCCACCAAGUGCUUUUUCCAUGCGGUAUCUGCAGAACGAGAAACCAUCCACGCCCCGCCAGUUGCCGGCUUUAUCUGGUUCUGGACCCGCCACGCCCAUGCCCACCAGAAAUGGAGCUCUACUCUGCCAGUCCAGCACAGAAACCCUGAUUGAAUUGCUUAAGCAGCACCGUGGUCUCAAGGAUUGCAGCGAUGAGACAGUCCAGCACAUAAAUGCGAUCCUCCAGGAGCUUUACACGCGUGUGAGAAAGCAGGAGCGCAGCUUUAAGCGUGGCUUUAUUCUAGGAGGUCUCUAUGGACUGGUGGAAUGCAGUUCUCCACGUGUUCUUUUGGCUGUGGCUCGUGUGGUUUUGGCUCUCAGGGUGACGGGGAGUAAUCUCACGGGUGCCUGCAAGCUGAUCUUCAAGGUGGCCAGGCACGAGCAACAUGAUGCCCUUUUCCACGAACACGAUGUGCUGGAAUUGCUCAUCGAUGGCCUGGGACACGCCUCGCCCCUGGACGAGCCGGAGGCUUGCAUUUAUGCCUAUGGUUGCAUCCGUUUCCUGACCGCCAGCAGUGCCCAGGAGCGCGAUGAUGCCCUCAACCGCAACUGGAUUGGUUUGGAGACCUCCGGCGAAAGUCAUUCGCUGCCCAUUCCUGCUUUAAUGCCUCCUGCUCUGUCGGCCAUAUCGGCUGGCCUCUGUCCCAGGAAAUUGACGGGCCAGCAAACGUUGGUAUCCCGCCUGGCUCGUCACGGUGCCGUGGAGCUGAUGAUUCUGCACCUGCAGAUGCUGAACGAGGCGGGGGCCACCAAACGGCUUCAGGGUCCGCCGCUUCACACUCUCUAUCAGUUGUCGGCUGCCAUGAGAGCUCUGGCGGAUGUUUCCCAGCAGCAACAGCGCUUGCAGCUCCAAUUGCAACUGGCCUGUCCACAUCUCAUCCGGGCAGCCGAAGUUUCCAUGGGCGAACUGGAGGUUCAGGCCAAUGUGGUGCGCACUCUGAGCGUUCUUUCCGAGGACUCCGAUUGCUGUGAAACGCUGCACAACUAUGCCGCCAGGAUUGGCCUGCUCCUGGGUCCAUCUUGUGCCGGUGGUGUUCAAUGCAGUGAGCGUCUCCUGGCGGUGCUGAGUCGUCUGGGCUACAUGCUGGGCAACAUACUGGCCAAACACGAAUCAGCGCGCAUACAGUACUUUCAAAACGAUGUGGCCAUGGAGUAUCUUUUGAAUGUCCUGGAGCAGCUUAACGAACGCUCACCCACCAGUGUGGCUCUUUUGGAUGCCCAAAUCAAGUUGAUACGAGUGGUGGCCAACAUGAGUGUGAAUCCCGAGGUGGGCGCUGGCUUGGGAAAUGUCCGUUCCUUGGGCGCCGUGCUGCUGCAGCUUUUAAGCAAAACCAGCGCCGAGUUGGCCCAGAAGAAGACGGCGGAGCAACAGGAGCUGCUGCACGCCACCUUGGGAGCCCUGCACAAUCUGUGCUUCUAUCAGGACAAACAGGCGGUUGUGCAUCCACUGGCUGAGGGAUCCCUUCAGAGUCUGAUCGACGACUUGUCCGCCUCGUUGGCCAAGGUUUUAAGCAACUGUCAGACCUCGGUGACCAAAGUGGAGUUGGCCCGGGUGCUGGGCAAUCUGACAAGGAACGAGCGGGCACGUCGAUGUUUUUGUGCAGCCGGAGGUUUGCCAUUGAUGGUGCAACAGCUUACGAAGCAAGCAGCUGGCCAGGAUUACGAACUGCGCACUUGUGCCAUUGGGGUCCUGGUCAAUCUCCUUGGCGAUGGCGAACAGCGAGGACCUUUUCUGCAACUCCGAGGAGCGGAACUGCUGUCUCUACUGCUGCGUGGAGCCCUGGAGCAGGAGGAUUGGUUCCUGGCCAAUAUCGUUUGCCAGGCCCUUUGGAAUCUCCUCAUCGACGGACAGUGUGCGGCUAAUCUCUGCCAGAGCGGCAAUAUUCUCGACGAAGUUAGCGAUUUACUGGCCGAUUAUCUCGAUGAGGAUCGAUUACUGCCCGGCGAUAACGAUGAGGACGAUCCGGAAAGGGAACAGGAUGAUGUGGAUGCGGAUACGGAAACGGAUCCGGAAGCCCACGAUGCUUUGUGGGAGGACUUUGCACUGGUGGCCACCGAUUUGCUGGAACGCAUCCAAAACAAUUUCGAUAGACAACAUCAAUCGCAGACAUCCCCGCAAGUCGAUAACGAAGAUGAUAAGGACGUUUUCAUCGAGGAAAUGUAGUAACAGUUCGUUUGAUAGUUUAUAGAAUUUCUAUGUGUGUUUAUCUAACUAUUAUUCGAUAAAUAUCUUUAACCAAAUAAUCAGAGCCAAUUAAAAAUGUUUCAAAAUA